AUGAAGAUGUUUCCCGUGACGCUCAUAUCGCGGUUGAAGUCGAUCCUAGCGGGUGAUGGAAACGGAGCAGGCGCCGAAAGCAACGACCCACCGGCAGAAGAGGUCGGCAGCCGCAGUAGCACAGCGCCACCGCUAAACUUCGUGAGAGGUAGCAUACAACAUCUACAGAAUGGUGCACCAGGGGGAGUGCCCAGAUCGAUGGCAGGCGCACGUCGGCUGAGUGAAAUUACCGACAUGCCACGGGUAAAUCACAUUUACGGAUCGCACAAUGUUCCUGCGCUCGUUUCGAUGCAUCGUUCGCUUGCAGCUGACAGUCGCAACAGUGAUACUAGCAGCCGUUAUGGAACGGCAGCCCCACGGCCGCUGGCACGACGAAGUGGGCAAGCUCCACCACGGCUCAUCCCCAUUAAGCACGCCAUGGCACGACAGUCGUUUGGUCAACGUACAGGGCCGAAACCAUCCGCUGGUAUUGGCGGUUUGUUUAGCCAAAACGAGUCACCCCCUAGGGCGGACGUGAGUUCCGGUAAUGUUUCGUUCCUUACGAACGACUUUCGCAACUUGCUGCGUACAAAAGGCAGCAGUGGGCCGGCAAGUGCGUCCGAGCACACAUCCGCACUGGAUCGCGACCUAAACGCAAAUCGAGAGGCGCGAAAGAAGUAUGAAUCGUUGAUGCAAAAGUUUAUUCCCAUCAUGAACGAAGCACCGGAACGGGGCGGUGCGUACGAUCGGUUCACACGGAAAACCGUCAAUGGGGACAUUUCGCGACCGACGGCCCAAAAGCCGUCAUCGGUCGAAACACUCGAUCUGACCGACGAAGCCAAUAGUGAGACCGGUAGCGAUGAUUGUGUGGAGGUAGUGUCGGAUGGCAAAAGUGAGCGCCUGUUUCUGCCGCUCGAUUCGGUGCUGAUGUUGGCGCAGGAAGAGGAGUACGAAAUGAAGCAAUCGGCGGUACCGAACCUACCGGAACCGGUCAACUCGGUAAAGGAGCGUUUCGAAACGAAACAGUUCUACCGGGACGAUAUCAUACAGGAUGUGCAGCAGCGCUACGGUUCGCUGUUCAGCCAGCGUAAAUCACUGAUCGAGCAGGAGAAGGAUCGUCUCGGCAAUCUGCGCAAGACAACGACCGUGCAGGAGAAUGAGGCGCGCAACAAGAUGCUCAACUAUGUGUGCUCCUUCUACAAGUUCGAUGUGAUGAAUGAGUCGGAACUGAAGGAAUCGACGCCCGAGCCGGAAGAUGUGCCGCUGCCGGAGCUGACGAAGGACCAGAUCGAUCAGAUGCAUCGGAAGCUGCGUACCGGUAACCAGAUGGUGAUGUCAAAGUUUAACCUCCAGAUCACCGGUAACGAUCUCGUGACGCUGCAAGAUUUAAACUGGCUGAACGAUGCAGUUAUAAACUUCUACAUGGAGCUGCUCCGGGAACGCAGCGAGCUAAAGCGCGAUCAGGGCCUGCCGAAGGUGUACACGAUGAAUACGUUCUUUUUGCCGCAGCUGCUAAAGAUUGGCUACUCCGGUGUGCGUCGCUGGACGCGUAAGGUGGACCUGCUGGCGCACGAUAUAAUCGUGGUGCCGGUGCACGUCGGCGGCAUCCACUGGUGCAUGUCGACGAUCGAUCUGCGGCGGAAAACCAUACACUAUUACGAUUCGAUGGGUUCGCCGAACAAUGCCGUGCUGAACGCGCUCGAGCAGUAUCUGUGCGAGGAGUCGAUGGACAAGCGGAAGACACCGUUCGACAAGAGCGGCCUUACUAAGCAGAACAUGCGCGACUGUCCGCGGCAGAAGAAUGGUAGCGAUUGCGGUGUAUUUAGCUGUAUGUUUGCCGAAUUCUUAACGCGCGAUCAUGCGAUUACAUUCGAUCAGUCCAACAUGCCGUACUUCCGGAAGAAGAUGACGGUGGAGAUUAUGCUUGGCAAGCUGCUCACGUAA
Messenger RNA from Anopheles marshallii, 1923 nucleotides. RefSeq lists its product as uncharacterized. Gene Ontology annotation, molecular function: deSUMOylase activity. The transcript is spliced from 2 exons. Gene Ontology annotation, cellular component: nucleus. Bases 1 to 1923 code for a protein of 640 amino acids. Gene Ontology annotation, biological process: protein desumoylation. Lineage: Eukaryota; Metazoa; Arthropoda; Insecta; Diptera; Culicidae. The record is from RefSeq and is a predicted model, not a curated record.